AUGUAUAUAACGGACGAUGGAUGUAUACCAGUUGCCAAUCCAUGUUUCAGCGUUACAGGACCAUGCCUAAAUGGUGGAAUUUGCGAUUUCACCGACUGCGAUUUUACAUGCAAGUGUCCAUCCACUCAUACGGGAACAUACUGCCAAGAUCCAGUAGUAAAUCCCUGUCAUUCUGGAGACCACCUGUGUGAGAAUGGCGCCACCUGUAUACCUGACAAGAUUGGCAUUGGAUACGUAUGUCAGUGUACGAAUUGUUACGGCGGAGAAUUCUGUGAAUUUGCUAAACCAGUUUUCAACCCUUGCUUUAAUCCUGACAAUAACCCUUGUUCCAAUGGUGGGACGUGUGAUUUUACAGACUGUACGUUCACGUGCAUAUGCCCGCCGGGCUACACUGGUACAUUAUGUGAGGAUAUUGUCUGCAAAACCUUAGAAUGCAAGUUUGUGUGUCCAUUUGGAAACGUCAUAGACGAAAAUGGUUGUCCAACUUGUGAUUGUUUGCCAGCUCCAUGUGACGAAGGCGACGUGCCUGUAAACUGUUUUGUAAGUCCCUGUCAGUUUGCAACUUGUUCCGUCAAACCAUCACUUUGCAUAAACAACUUUUGUAAAGGAUGCGAUGCAGUUUUCUACGAUGUUAAGGGAAAUAUCAUCGAGGAGUGUCCAACAGUUUGCCCACAAAUUAAAUGUGCAAAUCCAUGCCCGUUUGGAACUGAAGUAACUUCAGAGGGUUGUCCAACCUGCAGUUGUCUUCCGAAUCCAGAUCCGUGCCCCGAUGGAAGUGAGCCAAGUGUCUGUAAGAAAAAUCCGUGUGACGACACCAUAUGUGAAGUUAACCCAAUGACGUCAUGUGUACCAAAUUACUGUGGUGGAUGUUUUGUGGAUUUUUACGACCGCAAUUUAAAUAUUGACGCGGAAUGUCUAGAAACAAACUGUCGUGGGGAUCUUGUUUUCAAUGAAUGCGCAUCUGCUUGUCCACAGACAUGCGACAAUCCUGACAUUGUAUGCCGUGCGCUAUGUCGACCAGGCUGCGCAUGUCCAAAGGGAAAGAUUCUCAAAGAACUUUACUCGACGAAAUGCGUCGUUCCUCAAAGUUGCAACUGCAAGGGCUUGUGGUGGCGUGGACGAUGUUAUACUCUUGACACAUAUUGGAAAUAAUUUUUAAUAACUUUAUAUAUAAUGGAAUCCAACUUUGCAUGCCAGAUCACUGUCGAUUCUGACCGCCAUUAAUCACGUAAACUAACAUAGUUUGAUGUAUACUUAUACUUUAUGCCCAUUAGUUGUUUUUCCACCUUUUUUAAAACUAGAUUCAUAUUAAACUCAUCGUGAAGUUUGAUUAUUGUUUUAUUAAUUUAUUAAAAUUUAUAUCACUAAACCGACUAAUGUACGUAAAUGUAAAAAAAAAUCGUUUUCCGGAUUUGAGUUCGAGCCCAUGUUGUGCCUCUCAUGGGUGAAACGAAAGUAAACGCGAUGAUUUCGAGUAGAGUUCUCUAAUCACACUUUGUGCCGAUGUGUAAGAAAUUGAUAUUAUGUUUGUGUUUCCUUGACCAAGAGUUAGGUGUAGGCCAUCUAGUGACUCCUGCAAGACAAGAAAUAGGACAUUUACUAUUGUAGACAUAUUUUAUUUUUGUUAUUCAUCUGGGACAAGAUUUUUGCUUCCCGGAAUGCUGCCAAAUAAAUAUUAUAUGCGUACAAGCCUACUGUAUUUUAAAUGUGUUAUAUUGCAAAAAUAAAUAAAUAAAUAAGAUCACUGUAGCCCAUCAGUACAAUACCAUCAGCAGACGAACAAUAUAUGUUUUAUGCAAUAGGACUUGUUCCACAUUGAGUUACAGAAAGUUAUGAAAAUAUAUAAUCAUCAAAUAACUUUGUUUUCAAAUAUUAGGCCCCUAUAUCAUGUUUAGCCAUUAAUGCUACUAUUAAUUACUAAUCACCAAUGCCUAUUAACAUUCAUGAUCCAAUAAAAUUACAGAAAUGUUGAUAA
Anneissia japonica is the source of this 1975-nucleotide messenger RNA. RefSeq names its product neurogenic locus notch homolog protein 1-like. Gene Ontology annotation, molecular function: serine-type endopeptidase inhibitor activity. The transcript is spliced from 12 exons. Bases 1 to 1152 code for a protein of 383 amino acids. Lineage: Eukaryota; Metazoa; Echinodermata; Crinoidea; Comatulida; Comatulidae. The record is from RefSeq and is a predicted model, not a curated record.